Messenger RNA from Cucurbitaria berberidis CBS 394.84, 5274 nucleotides. RefSeq lists its product as uncharacterized. The transcript is spliced from 2 exons. Bases 1 to 5274 code for a protein of 1757 amino acids. The record is from RefSeq and is a predicted model, not a curated record. NCBI's taxonomy places the organism in Eukaryota, Fungi, Ascomycota, Dothideomycetes, Pleosporales, Cucurbitariaceae.
AUGCCUUCCCCAGCAGCAGGAAAGGGUGACACCCCCCGCACCCCUACUAAGCUCGGACGAAAGCCACAAUCAGCUGCCCCCAAGCUGAGCAAGCCUCAAGACAAGGCUGAAGACACAAAGAGCCAGGCACAGGACUCUGUAGACGACACCAAGAAGCAAGGUGAGGAUGUCUCAGCAGGUGCCGAGGAGAAGGUUGAAGACACCAAAUCCCAAGCACAAGACACUGCCGAAGACUCAAAGAAGAAGGCAGAGGACACCGCCACAGACACCAAGAAGAAGGUAGAUGACACUACCGAAGACACAAAGUCAAAGGGCGAGGACGCCGCAGAGGAGACGACAGGCAAGGUUUCACAAGCUGGCGACGAGCUAGAGCAAGCUGAGCCAAAACCCAUCGACGACGACGAGGAAGAUGCCGAUGAGUCUGCCGACGACGCCACUCAAAAGGCAGGAGACGAAGCCGAAGAUACUGCUGAAGACACUGCCGACAACACCGAGGACGAUGCAACAGACACCGCCAGCAAAGCCGCGGAUACCGGCAAGCAGGCAGGUGGAGGUGCGUUGAGCGGUGCUCGCGGCCUCGCUGGCCGUGCUUCAAAUCUGGCCGGCAAGGCCAAGAAGGACCCAUCAGGUGCUGCGCAGGAAGCCGGCGAUGAUGUCAAGGACGGCGCCGAGGAUGCUGCUGAGUCCACUCAGGAGACAGCCGAGGACACAGCUGAAGGCGUCGAGGAGACAUCCGAAGAUGCCACAGCCAAAGCCAAGAACACCGCCGAAGACGCGACUGAAGAUGCUGAAGAGACCGCCGAGGACGCGACCGAUGCCGCUGAAGACAAGGCUGAAGACGCGACCGAUGCUGCCGAAGACAAGGCUGAAGACGCAACCGAGGGCGCCCAAGACAAGACCGACGAUGUCAAGGACUCCGCCGACGAGGCGAAAGACUCGGUCGAAGACACCACAGGCCAAGAUCUCCCAGAUACCCCCGAUCUGAGCGUACUCAAGGGCCUUGAGGUCAACGAGGAGGGUCAAGUCCAAGACAAGGACGGCAAGACACUCGGACGACUCGUCGAGGGUGAUGCUGAGGACCUCGCUGGUUACCCCAUUGGUGACGAUGGCGAGAUCCUCGAUGACGACGGUGACCUCGUUGGUCGCGUCGAACUCACCCCCGAGGCUGUUGAGGAGCAACAGAAGGAUGCCGCUGGCGACAGCCCCAAGUUGCCCAACAUCAACAUCCUGAAGGGUCUCACUGCUGACCGAUCUGGCCAAAUCCUCAACGAGGAUGGCGACUUCAUUGGUCAACUCGUCGAAGGCGACCCGUCUGAGAUCCAGGGCAAGGAGUUCAACGAGAAGGGCGAAAUCCUUGAUGACGAUGGCAACGUCAUCGCUCGUGCUGAGCUCUCACCCGAGGCUGCCGACCUUGUCGACCAGGAUGCGGAUGAGGAGGACGAAGAUGAGGAAGGCGAUGCUGCCGAUGGCAUUGCCGAGAAGGCUGAAGAGGCCAAGGACGACGUUGAGCAGACUGGUGAAGAUGCCAAGGAUGGCGUCGAAGAAGCCGCUGCUGAUGUCGAGGAUGAGCUGCCAGGUGUCGAGGCCCUCGAGGGCAUGGAGAUUAACACCCAAGGCGAGAUCCUCAACGAAGACGGCGACGUUGUCGGCAACGUUGCGGAUGGCGACCUCGAGAACAUCGAAGACGUCAAGGGCCUCACUGUCAACGACAAGGGUGAGGUUGUUGAUGCUGAAGGCAACGUUCUUGGCCAAGUCGAGCUCGCUGAGGGCGCAGCUGAGAAGCUCAAGGAGGCUGCUUCCGGUGCUCUCGACGUCAGAAUCUUGGAUGGCCUCAAGGUCAACAAGAAGGGCAAGGUGCUCGAUUCUGAGGGCGAGGAAAUCGGCGAGCUCAAGGACGGCGAGAUCGCCGACUGUGCCGGCAAGACCAUCAACGACAAGGGCGAAGUCCUCGACAAGGAAGGAAACGUCAUCGGCAAGGUCGACGUCGUCGCAGGCGAGGCUGCCUUCGAGGCCAUCAAGGAGCUCAAGGAGCGUCUUGGUGAGACUGAGGAGGGUGAGACUGAGGAGGGUGAGGCCGAGGCCGAGGAUGGCGAGCCCGAGGUUAAGGAGGUCGAGAUUACUCCUGACAUUGACGAACUCGAAGGCCUCAAGGUUAACAAGAAGGGCCAAGUUCUCAACGAAGAUGGUGAGCCGAUUGGCGAGCUUAUCGAGGGAGAGGCUUCCGAGUGCGCCGGAAAGAAGAUCAACGAGAAGGGUGAGGUCCUUGACAAAGACGGCAACGUCAUCGGAAAGGUCAAGGCCCUUCCCCAGUUGGUCGAGCAGAAGGUGGAUGACGCGGAACCUGAAGUCAAAGAGGUUGAGGUCACCCCUGACAUCGAUGAGCUCGAAGGCUUGAAGGUCAACAAGAAGGGCCAAGUCCUUAACGAGGACGGCGAGCCAAUCGGUGAGCUUAUCGAGGGAGAAGCUUCCGAGUGCGCCGGCAAGAAGAUUAAUGAGAAGGGUGAGGUUCUUGACAAGGAUGGCAAUGUCAUCGGUAAGGUCAAGGCUCUACCUCAGGUCAUUGAGCAAAAGGUUGGAGAGGCUGAGGACGCCGCCGACGCUGCCGAAGAAGCUCAGGAGGGAGCAGAGGAGGCCGCUGAAGAUGCCCAGGAUGCCGCUGAGGAUGCUGAGGAGGACAACCGACCUCCUCUUUCGAUCCUCGAGGGUCUCUCAGUCAACAAGGCUGGCAAGCUUAUCGACUCCAACGGCAACAUCGUUGGUGAGCUCACCGAGGGUGACGCUAAGAAGCUUUCCAAGUCUGGCGUCACCGCCGACGCUGAAGGCCAGUUCUGGGACAACAAGGGCAACGUCAUUGGUCGUGCCCAGACUAUUCCCCAGGAAGAGGCUGAAGAGGAAUCUCCCUUUGCUGGUCUUGAGGGCCUCAUUGUCGUCAAGGACGGCUAUGUUGAGGAUGAGAACGGCAACCGUGUCGGUCAGGUUGUCGAGGGCGACGCUAAGAAGCUUGUUGGUCGUCGCGUUGAUGAGGAUGGUGAUAUCAUCGACAAGAAGGGCUCAGUCGUCGGCCACGCCGAACGCUACGAGGAGCCUGACGAGGAGGUCGCAGCCGAGGAGGAACCCGAGGACCUCUCCAUUCUUGCUGGCAAGACCGUCAACAAGCAGGGCAAUGUCAUCGGUGACGAGGGCGUGCCCAUUGGCCGUCUCGUCGAGGGCAACCCCAAGGAGCUUGCUGGCAAGAAGAUUGAUGAGAACGGUCAGAUCUGGAACGACUCUGGCAAGGUCAUUGGCCGUGUCGAGCUCAUUCCCGAGAACGAGCGUGAGGCCAAGCCUGAAGGACCUUUCGCCGGCCUCCAAGGUCUCCGUGUCGUUGCUGACGGCAAGAUUGCUGAUGAGGAUGACAACAUUGUUGGUCAAAUCGUCGAAGGCAACCCUAAGCGCCUUGUUGGCAUGGCUGUUGAUGAGGAUGGUGACAUUCUCGACAAGUACGGCAACGUCAAGGGCCACGCAGAGCCGCUCGAGGACGAGGAGGAGGCCCAGCCUGAUGACCUUUCCAUCCUUGAUGGCCUCAGCCUGAACAAGCAGGGAUACCUCGUCGACAGCAACGGCAUUCCUGUCGGUCGCCUUGUUGAGGGUAACCUGAAGGAUCUCGCUGGUCGCAAGUCUGACGGUGAAGGCCAAAUCCACAAUGACACCGGCAAGGUCGUCGGCCGCUGCGAGCUCAUCCCUGAGAACGAGCGCGUCACCAAACAGGAGGGCCCAUUCGCCGGCUACGAGGGUCUGCGUGUGGUCAAGGACGGAUUUGUCGAUGACAACGACGGCAACCGCGUUGGCCAGAUCACUGAAGGUGAUGCUAAGCGCCUCGUCGGCCACUCUGUCGACGAAGACGGCGACAUCAUUGACAAGUAUGGCAAUGUCAAGGGCCAUGCUGAACCUUGGUCUGAGGAGGAGGUCGAGGAGGUCGACCUUAGCGCCCUUGCUGGAUGCACUGUCAACAAGGCUGGCAAUGUCGUCGACUCCAGUGGUACCAUUCUCGGUCGCGUCUCCGAGGGUGACCCAGCCACCUUGGCUGGCAAGAAGGUUGACGGUAAGGGUCAGAUCUGGGACAACGAAGGCAAUGUUAUCGGCAAAGCCGAGCUUGUCCACGGUCAAUCCUCCGGACCUGAGGGUGACUUCGCUGGCUUCGACAGCGCCACCGUCGCCAAGGAUGGCACUAUUCAGACCCCUGAAGGCACCAUUAUCGGACGUGUCACCGAGGGUGACAUUAAGAAACUUGUCGGCCACAAGGUCGAUGAGGAUGGCGACAUCAAUGACAAGAACGGUAACGUCAUUGGUAAGGCCGAGCGCUGGGAGCCCGAGGAGAAGGAGCGCCGCGUCAACCCCAUGGCUGGCAUGCACGUCAACAAGGAGGGUGAGGUGCGCGACGAGAAUGGCGAUGUUGUUGGCCGUCUCACUGCUGGUGAUCUUGGUCACUGUGCUGGUCUUGAGAUUGAUGACAAUGGCUAUGUUGUCGACAAUGACGGCAACAAGGUCGGAGAAGUUACUCUCUUGGAGAACAUCCAAGAGGAAGAAAUUCCUGAGGAUGAGACCGACGAGGAGAGGCAGAGGCGUGAGGAUGGUGAGCUCGCCGACAAGAUGUCUGCCAUUUGCCAGCAGACUCUUGAGCGUGUUCAGCCUGUCAUGAAGCAGAUCACUGAUUACAUCGAGCAAGCCGAUCGCACACCUCGCGACGAGCUCGACGAAGAAGAGCUUGUUAACAACGUCAAGCCGCUCAUCGAAGAGGGCUCCCGCAUUCUCAACGACUGCAACGGCUCGCUCCGAGGUCUUGACCCUGACGGCCGCAUCGCUGCACAGGCCAAGGGCCGCCAACAGACCGGCGAGGCUACUCCCCAGGAAUACAAGCUGGCCGACAACCUCAAGGAACUCACUACUUCUGUCGUCACUACCAUCGACAACGCAAAGAAGAAGAUCUCCGACAUGCCCCACGCCAAGAAGAAGCUCAACCCGCUCUGGUCCCUGCUCACGGAGCCGCUGUUCCAGAUCAUCGCCGCUGUUGGCUUGUUGCUGACCGGUGUAUUGAACCUGGUCGGCAAGCUGCUCAACGGUCUUGGUCUUGGUGGUCUCGUCAACGGACUGCUCGGUGGCCUUGGUAUCAACAAGCUGCUCGGUGGUCUGGGUCUAGGCGGCCUGACCGACUCCCUUGGUGGAGGCAAGGACAAGAAGAAGGGUGGCGGUGUGAGCAACAUCCCCCUUGUUGGCGGUCUGCUCGGAAAGAAGUAA